AUGUAUGGUAUCCGAGUAUGCAAUGAUCUUCUCUUUCUAAUAAUGAUAUUAAAUAUUUAUACGAUACAAUCUUCAAAUAUUCCAUAUGAUACAAUUGUAAGUUUUGGAGAUUCAAAUUGUGAUACGGGUAAUGUUUAUAAUUUAACAAAUUUUAAAUGGCCUCCUGUUCCACCAUACUAUCAAGGACGAUUUUCUAAUGGACCUCUUUGGAUAGAAAAAUUAGGCAUAUCUAAAUUAAUCAAUUAUGCAUAUGGUAGUGCAACUACUGAUAAUACUCUAGUAACAGGUGUUACAGCAUUCAAUGUAAUUGUACCAGGUGUUCGUCAACAAAUAGAGAUGUAUAAAAAUGCUACUAAUAUAAGUAUGAUAGAUUUUGAUCGAACUAUCUAUAUAAUUUGGGUUGGUGGAAAUGAUUACUUUUUCAAUAUAUAUUUACGUCCAUCUGCAGUUGUUAAUAGUUUAAUGAAUGGAAUUCAUGAUUUAAGUCAAAUAGGUGCGAAACACUUUCUUAUUGUUAAUCAAUCACCAAUACAAGCAUAUCCAUCUGCUAUUAGUUUCAAUAUGAAUAGUUAUAUGAAUGCACUUACACUUGCACAUAAUCAUAAUCUAUCGAAUUCAAUUGAAUCAUUUCAAAUGAAAUAUUUACGUAUUUCAAUGUAUUUAUUUGAUGUCUAUUCUCUGAUUGUAAAUAUUCUUAAUAAUACUUCAGCAUAUGGAAUUACUAAUACGAGAAAUUGUUGGAAUACUUUAAGUAAUAUAAAUAUAACAUUAUGUACAAAUCCUGAAAAUUAUAUUUUUAUUGAUGAAUAUCAUUUUACUACGCGUAUACAUCAAUUAAUUGCUGAUAAUGUACGUCAAUUAUUUUUUACUUCAAAAGGAUCUAUUAAAUCUUUUCAUUCGAUUUUUUUUAUUUUAUUGUUUUUAAUAUCAGUAUUAUAUACUUCUUAA
This is a messenger RNA of Adineta steineri, 948 nucleotides long. The record is from the annotation of a GenBank genome assembly. Lineage: Eukaryota; Metazoa; Rotifera; Eurotatoria; Adinetida; Adinetidae.